Messenger RNA from Sphaeramia orbicularis (orbiculate cardinalfish), 2263 nucleotides. RefSeq names its product tumor necrosis factor receptor superfamily, member 1a (gene tnfrsf1a). Lineage: Eukaryota; Metazoa; Chordata; Actinopteri; Kurtiformes; Apogonidae. Gene Ontology annotation, molecular function: tumor necrosis factor receptor activity; tumor necrosis factor binding. Gene Ontology annotation, cellular component: signaling receptor complex; membrane raft. The coding region runs from base 204 to 1376 and encodes 390 amino acids. The record is from RefSeq and is a predicted model, not a curated record. Gene Ontology annotation, biological process: signal transduction; inflammatory response. The transcript has 10 exons.
CGUCUGAGUCCGCCUCCGCCCGUCCUGUAGCUGAGAGGGCAACGGAGCUAACGCCGAGCCUCCAAACUCUGAAAAAUAAAGCCAAAUACAAUUUAAUGUCCACAUCCAUCGACAUACGGCACUGAAGUACAGAGACUGUCUGUUGGCUGUGACAGCUGCUGGUUCAGGUUGUAUCAGAUGGAUUGAACUAAACUCAUAAAAUAAUGGAGGGCACUGGGCCUAGAAGAAGAUGGAAUACAAGAGCACCUAUGAGCACAGUACUGCUCCUUGUGUGCAUGUUCAUCCCCGCCGUUGCAGAAGUACAAAAGUGUAAAUCUGAUGAAGUUGAGACUGAAGAUGGAAUAUGUUGUAACAUGUGCCUUCCAGGUUUUAAGCUUUUGAACAAGUGUCAAAGUGAAGACAAGAGGACUAACUGCACCAGAUGUCCUGCUGGUCAAUACAUGAGCCAGCCCAACUACUACCAUAACUGCUUCAGCUGCAGGCAGUGCAAAUCUUCAAGAUCAGAGAUUGUAAUAACCCCAUGCAAAAGUAACCAAAACACUAUCUGUGGCUGUAAGGCUGGUUACUACAAACAUAUCAUUGACUCAAAAACAUUUGAAUGUGUCCAAUGUAAAAAGUGUAAACCUGAGGAAACAGAAAUACGGAAAUGUUUACCAGAGCACAACACAGUGUGUGCGUGUAAGGAGAAGUACUACAGAGUCAAGGACAUGUGUCAACCAUGCAGGAAUUGUACAGCUGAGUGUGGACACCUUUGUCCUAAGGAAAGCACAACAGCUCCUAAAGAUGAGAGUCAUUUUCUGAUCAACAUAAUUGCUGGAGUUGCGGUUGGAGCUGGGGUUUUAAUUGUGCUCAUGGCUGUCAUAACCCAUGUAGUUACAAAACGGCAAAUCAAGAAGAAGUUGUUGAAUCCAUCCUCCCAGUCAUCAGAUGUAUCCUUACACUUCUCCGAGCAAGUUUUGAUCCAAAGUGAGGAACCCUCCAGCAGCAGCAGCAGUGUCGAGGUGGUUCCUCCACGUGCUGUCUUUGUCGACAGGGAGCUGUCCAACCUGCCAGACUGUGUCCCCCUGGAAAUAAGGACCUCUGAUCUGAUCUACACGGUGCUGGAUGUGGUUCCUGUGGCACAGGUGAAGCAGCUGGUGCGCUCCCUCAAUGUGACAGACAAAGAAAUCGAAUGGGCGGAAAUGGACCACCGGUCCUGCAAGGAGGCCCACUACCAGAUGCUGAGGGUGUGGGCCGAGAGGGGAUCACGCACAGGUGGGGGUGGACGAGGAGGAAUGCUUCACCAGCCCUUGUUACAGGAAUUGUUGGACAAACUGAGACUGAUGCACCUGGGACAGGCAGCAGAGGAGCUGGAGACAAAGUAUAGCAUUCAGUAAUACUGCGACGCAUGCCAAGUGGAACAAAAGCUCAUGAAACCAAGUACUGUUCUCUUUAGAGACUCCCUCAGCGCAGACUCAAAGCAGCCGUUUUAUUUCUCAAGCAUCACUGAGCACUCUACCUCUCAUCCUGCUCUCACUGAGAUGACGGGAUCAAACUACUGAGAGCGACAGAGCAAAUGGCUCAGGGAAUGAGAGUCCAACAUAUAAGAUUCACACUGAUAAGGCAACUCACUCCUUCUGUGAAGAACUUUAAACAUGUAAGAUCUUAAGGCUGGAACACCAACUUAUUAACAGGUGAACUCAUAUACUGAUGUAUUGGAGGGAAACGGUUAUAACUAUAUACUGUACAACUUCUGAGUAUCAACCAUAUUUUGUAGUGCACAGCACGUUAUGUAUGCACCUUUUUUAAUUGAAAAGCAAACCUUUUAUAUAAUGGUCAUGUAAGCUACUUCAUUUGUCACCUAUGAAACCUAUCACUAAAUUAGCUGUAAAGACACAUUGCCAAAGUACAAUUAUAUUACUGCAUAGAGUUUUAAUUUAAUGGGAACAACAUGCCAGAUGCGUGUUGCUCCUGACCCCUCCACAGGCUCUUCACAGCUUCAUUUGCAUUCCUUAAAGCCCUAUCAUACAAGCAUUACGCAUAUGGCAGACAAAAACAGGACACGCCUUGUCUCUGUUUCAGCUAAGGAACUUUUUUUAAUACCAGUCUCAGCCUGCAGAUUCAGAUAUGAAUCAGUCACACAGACAAGCACUUUGACUCUCAAACUGUAUCAUACUCUGUUACCACAACUGUUUAUUGAUCAAUCAACAUUCAGAUUUUUCUUGAACAAAAAGUUAAACACCAGCAGUGUCACCUUCUAAUAAAUGUGAAGUAUGUAUAUUAA